Molecule: messenger RNA, 3738 nt
Organism: Parnassius mnemosyne (clouded apollo)
Lineage: Eukaryota; Metazoa; Arthropoda; Insecta; Lepidoptera; Papilionidae
Source: the annotation of a GenBank genome assembly
GUUUGUUAUGGUCAAAUCUUGCAACUGAAUUUUAAAACAGUUAUUCUCAACCGAUUAAGCUGAAAUGUUGCAUACAUGUUUAGUUUGGGUGACAAUGCAUGGUUAGCUAAGUGAUGUCAUUCUAAAUUCAAUAUCGCGGAUUACCCAAGAUGGCGGACUAGUUAUUUUCUAUGCACACCCAUGAUAUGGGUAUCAAAUGAAAGAGUUUGUUGAGAAUUCAACUGGACUGGUGGACUCCCAACAUGGCGGACUAUUUUUUUUUAUUCACCUCCAUGAUAUGAAUAUCAAAUAAAAGGGUUCGCUGAGAGGAAUACGAAUAAAAUGACGUCUGUGUUCAGCUUUCCGAGGAGAUGAUGUACUGCUGCCCGACUAAACGGUAAACCUUAGCGCGUCUUAACUAAAUAUCGACCUACCCUGGGCAAAUUCUAGCGGUGGUAAAAAAAAUUAAAAAUGGUGGAAAUAAGAUGGCCACCAUACCAAUUUUAAAGAGUUAUAACUGGGAGGGAGCGACAAGGGUCAACUGCAGGCGCUAAAUAUUUUUAAGAUGGCGCUCAAAAACCAACAAUGACGCAUUAAAUUAAAUGAACAGAAUUAGAAAUAUAUCUUACGAUAAAUAUUUUAAAUAAUUUAUUAGUAAAAAAAUAUUUUUAAAAACAAGCUUAUUUAAAUGUUCUAAAAACAACAAAAUAAACAUUACACAAUUUACAUUAUAUAAAAACUUGUCGCAAGAUUUACAUAAACAAUAAUACAAUAUGUAUAUUUGUAUUGUCAGAAGUAGUUAAUUCUAAGAAGAAAAUAAAUAAUAGGUAAAGAGAUUUAAUGUAGGUAUACUAUAGAGCGGACAUAGAGAACGUUUUCCUAUAAAAACUUUAAGCUCGCGCGUGUGUGACGUCCUCUGGCUAAACAUAGCAAAACUACGCAGAAUAUUUAUUAGGGAAACAUUUCAGCUAUUCCCCAGUAGGUGAUGCUACUAAAUGUAGGGUAAAAAACCCGUUUUAGGAAUGUUACGUUUCGACAUCAAAAUAUCGGUAAUGUUGUGGAAGGUUACUAAGUUUGUAAUGCUUUACUAUAUAAUAAUAGGGAAUAUGCAUACUUUUUUAUUGUAUAAAUCUAUUUACUAUGACUCCUAUCUCAUCAAAAAAAUUCAUUUCAACAUUUUAAUUUAUGAAUAACGUCAUGAAUGAAAUGAAAUGUCCUGAAAUAUAAUAUUUAAUUUCCAAUAACUAUGAAUCAAUUCAAACAGCAGUCACAUUGGUAACAUCUUGGAUGACGUCACUAGGUCUAUUAGACGCUAUAAUAAUAGCAGAUGAUUGGUCGGUUGGCGUCGAAGGCAUAUCGCGAAACGUCAAAUCCAAUAAGAGAGCGCCUCCAUGUUUUUCAAAUUCGUUCCUUUUACAAAAAUACCAUUUAAAUUUAACAUGUUUUAGGAAAGCAUUGUAGGAAAACAUUGAAAAGUUGUCAUUAACGGUAUGAGUUCUUCCGGGUCGAUGGUACAAAUGGGCGUGCCUCAAGGCUCAAUUCUCGGCCCCUUUCUGUUUCUUGUAUAUAUUAAUGACUUACCUUACAUAGUAGGAGAUAACCAUGAUAUAGUAUUAUUUGCAGAUGACACUUCUUUAAUUUUCAAAUUAAGUCGACAAUUGCUAAAAUAUGACGAAGUAAAUAAUGCUAUAUCUAAAAUAGUAAAUUGGUUCAAUGUUAAUAAUUUGCAUUUAAAUGGCACUAAAACGAAAUGUAUGAAAUUUAUGACUCCAAAUGUCAAACAAUUAAAUAUACCUGUAAAAAAGGGAGAAAUCUAUGUGGUAGGACUCCUCUUCUGUCUGGAUAAAUAGCAGUGUUUGCAUUGCUGUGUUCCGUUCUGAUGGGCUUAGGGAGCCAGUAUAGUUACAGGCUGUGAGGCCACUCCAUCUUAGUCCCUCAGAGGUGACAAGGCACCCGUAGCCUUCCUUAUUUGAAGUUAAUUGUAAGUGUUCAGGGAUUAUAGAGGCUUCUUUUUUUUUUAAAUGUUACCUCCACACUAGGAUUUUCUCCUGUAUCGUGGGGGCAGUUUACAUACAUAAAUUUCACAAGGACAGACACCCAGACCCGGAACAAUUAUUCGUAGGCCAUACAAAUACUUGUUCCGUGCGGGAUUCGAGCCCGCGGGCCUCAGCGUCGCAACUCAUUGCUAUGCCACUGCGCCAUGGAGCCGUCGUUCUUGCUAUUAAAGAGACUAAGUUUGUCGGUCACUUGAAUUUUAUUAAAAAAAAAUAUGGUGGCUAUUAUCAGCGUGUUAAAGACCAUUGUUUGUUUGAAGUUAGUUGUGGUUUGUAAGUUAUUCAAAUAAAUUUCCAGGAUGGAAUCGACUUCUGAAGACAUAUCAUCAUCAGCAGAACGGGAAUCUAGGUCUUCCGACUCUUUGCCUAUCAGACGGACAGGAAGAUCUGAUAAGAAAGAACGACAUAAAUUAGCGGAGUCGUCGCCAGAGGUCAAGAAAAAAAAGAAAGGUGUAUUAGAGGACAGUUCUAGUGAAUCUGCGGGCAUCAAGAAAAGGUCUAAAAAGUAAACAAUAUUUUCGUUUUAUUAUAUUGUAAAUAAGUUUAUAUGUAUCCGGCUCAAAGGACCAAUAUAAUUUAGGGCUGUGAACCAUCCUAGUCCUCAGUGGUACAACGCAUCUAUAGUGGUUGUAUGUCAGGCUUGUUGUAGCUAUUUUUUUUUACAGCGUAUGUCCUUCACGCAAAAUACGCGCUUGGACAUGAAGCAAAAAAAAAUUUCAUUUAAAACUAAACUAAAUAUGUGUGUGAGACUCUUCAUACAUUACCAUACAGUUGACUAAUAUUCUACACGAGUCUCAAGGGUGUGUUGUCAAUGACUACCGCAUAUACAUACAUUUAAACUAUGACUCGUACAUUUUACUACCGGUAUCCUACACAUUCGCAACUAGUAUCACCCUCCUCCCAUAUGUCAAUUGACAGUGCGUUACGUCUCUAAAGUUGAGGCGAUUGAAUAAACACAACCAAUGUAUAAUUUUUAACCUGUUUAUUUAUUGUGUUCAACCCCCUAUUCAAUACUUUCGCGGAAAGCGGAAUACCUGACAUAGUGCUAUAUAGGUCAAAUAUAGUAAAAUUGUGUAGGUAUCUACCAACACGGGCCUUUGUUUCCACCAUGACGAAUCAGGUGAAGCUGCGGAACGCAACUAGUUUUGUAAAGUAGUAAUUAGUUUGUAUCGUUGUAUAGAAAAAUAAAUUAUUACGAAUAUAAUAAAUUAUACUGAUAAAAUAUAAUGUUAUGAUAUUAUUGUCUAAGGAAAUAUUUUUGUGACAACCCUUGCAUAUAUUUAGCUACUUGACGUCGAGACAGCCUUGUAGGUAUUUUGCCGUAUAACAAAGGAGUUGACCCACUAUUAGUAUUUAUUACACAUAUGACACAGCCACACCACAAUUUUUUUUUUAUAAUACUGAAGCUCUAACUGAUGAAAAGUGGGUACUACAGAUCAUGGACACCUGCAGCCAACUUUUAAAUAAAGAAGGCUAAGAAUUAGACGCCUGUGAGGAUUACCUGUGAAGACUAACAUAAAAUGCCUCACAGCUUGUAAUGAGGAAUUCAUUGCCACCAGGACGACACCACUUAGGAAUGAGGUUUUCAUAACAGUGCAGUUAAUUUGUUAGGAAAAUGUUAAUGUUUUUCCUGUAAUAUUAGUUAUAUUUUAUAUUAAUUUGAUAAAAAAUGAAUAAGCCAAACUACGGAUAUACCUAAAAGUAG